Molecule: messenger RNA, 519 nt
Organism: Stereum hirsutum FP-91666 SS1
Lineage: Eukaryota; Fungi; Basidiomycota; Agaricomycetes; Russulales; Stereaceae
Exons: 2
Coding region: 1-519 (172 amino acids)
Biological process (GO): mycotoxin biosynthetic process
Source: RefSeq, a predicted model, not a curated record
AUGCCUGAAAUAUUCGAACGACAAUACACUUAUGAAGGCAACGACGUACCAGAAAUCCUACAAAUGCCCCCCGAGAAGCCCAUCGAAAUGAACAUAGAAGAGAGUGUCCAUUUUUCGAUAAAAUAUCCAGCAGAAGCAGAAGAAGAGUGGAUGAAAUCUGAACCAUACGGGAGAGGAGUUGUUCGUUUGGGUCCCGACAAUCGCGCCUUCCUCGUCUCCAUGUUCCACCAGCUGCACUGCCUUCAUUACAUGGAGGGAGAGAUUGGCGUUGUCGACAGCGAGCGCUGGCCACAUGUACAACACUGUCUAAACAUGCUCAGACAGUGGAUACUGUGUCAAGCGGAUCUGACGCUAGAAGAGGGCAGUUCAAUGCAGAGGAAUUUUACCGUUGAUCGUUGGAGCGACACUCGCAUAUGUCAUGAUUGGGAGGCCGUAUACACCCAGAUGAGGAGGAACUGGAUCGACUGGUACAAGUACAGAGUCGACCAGGGUAUCAUUAAUGUGAGCAUAGUUGAAUAA